GUUUUAAAUUUUUCACUAUGCGGUCACACUUUUUGCUAUCUCAUCGUAAACAAAUCAAAAUUGUUUUCAAAACUCUUUAAUUUUGCCAAAAACAUGACCAGUGGAACAGUUAAACCUCGUGAUGUCGGUUUUGACAGGCAAUUCUCCGCUAAUGUAAAUGGGGUACCCACCGAGAUAGUGUUCCAUUGUUUUGCCAACAAGUGGUUUUUGGUCAUAACCCAGCUGGGCAAGAUUCCCGGCAUGUACAACGUGCACUUCGACGUCCACCGAGAUGAACGUGUUGUUCCCUGUAUGCAUGGACCCGUGGACAAUCCAGAAUUUCACGUUUCAGUGCCCAUCACGAUGAAUUGCUGUUUAGGGUUGGACACUGACGAGACCCGCAGCGCCAUUCAGUUUUUGGUCAACAGAACCGGUCUCCACAAGUGCCCGACGGAGUUUGUGGUUGGAUUGGGUCUCAAACAGAUUGACGGGCCUAAUCUGCGAGCCUUGGCCAAGGUCCUUGAGGAAGCGAUCUUCUAAUUUACGUUUUUCACAACCAAUAAAUAGUUGCUGUACAACAGUGUUGAGAUAA
This is a messenger RNA of Drosophila eugracilis, 571 nucleotides long. RefSeq lists its product as uncharacterized. NCBI's taxonomy places the organism in Eukaryota, Metazoa, Arthropoda, Insecta, Diptera, Drosophilidae. The record is from RefSeq and is a predicted model, not a curated record. The transcript has a single exon. Gene Ontology annotation, biological process: proteasome assembly. The coding region runs from base 94 to 519 and encodes 141 amino acids.